GAAAAGAGAAAAGGAAUGAUUGCCACAAAUUCGCCAAAAGGGCGUGGAAACCCAUAGCCUCGAAUCGAAACUUCAAUGGGGAAGCCACCGGUCCUCUUCCAAUCGAAGCUGCUCUGUUUCUCCCUGCUCUACCUUUUCACCUCCCUCUUCCUGGCCCUCUACACCUCUCUCUCCCCGACCAAGUGCCUCCUCCGGUCCUCCCCCUUCGACCCCCUCCAGUCCCCUCUCUUCUCCUACCCUCCCUCCUACGGCGAGCACAAGUACGCCCUCCCGACCGCCCGCCCCGCCUGCUCCUCCCCCGUCCUCUUCUCAGAUUAUUCGAAAGCAGUCGAGGAGAUCAGAGAUUUGUGCGCGAAUUCUUCCUGGUCAUCACCAUCGACGUUGCCGCCGCCGCCUCCUCUGAGGUACAAGAAGGGCAGAGAUGAUAACUUUGGCGGGGCGUUCAGUGCCCGAGAGCGGUUUUCUUAUUUCGAUCAUAGCAACGACGGCGUCGAAGUCCCGUGUGGAUUCUUCAAGGAAUUCCCCAUCAGCAUGGACGAUAGGGAGGCCAUGGAGAAAUGCGGCGGAGUAGUCGUGGCCUCCGCCAUAUUCAACGACCACGACAAGAUCCGCCAGCCCAGAGGGCUUGGAUCCCAAACCCUGGCCAGCGUGUGCUUCUUCAUGUUCGUCGACAACGCCACCGCGAGAGUCCUCGAGAACCACAACUUGAUCCUGCGGAACUCGGGAGCGGCGCGCAAGAUAGGGGCGUGGAGGAUCGUGGAAGUCGCGGGCGAGCGCCUGUACGAGAACCCGGCGAUGAACGGGGUGAUCCCGAAGCACCUGGUGCACAGGCUGUUCCCGAACUCGAAAUUCAGCGUGUGGAUCGACGCGAAGCUGCAGAUGGUGGUCGAUCCGGUCCUGCUGGUCCACUCGCUGCUCGUGCGGGAGGGUACGGACAUGGCGGUGUCGAGGCAUCCGUACUACGUGCACACCAUGGAAGAGGCGAUGGCCACCGCGAGGUGGCAGAAGUGGCGGGACGUGGAUUCGCUGAAGAAGCAAAUGGAGACCUACUGCGAGAAUGGGCUUCAGCCAUGGUCGCACAACAAGCUUCCAUAUUCUUCAGAUGUGCCGGACAGCGCCCUAAUUUUGAGGCGGCACACUCCAACCACCAACCUCUUCUCGUGCCUCUUGUUUAACGAGCUAGAUGCAUUCAAUCCGAGGGAUCAAUUGGCCUUUGCGUACGUGAGGGACCUCAUGAGCCCGAAGCCCAAGCUCAACAUGUUCGAUGUGGAAGUGUUCGAGCAAGUCGUGCUGGAGUACAGGCACAACCUGAAGCGUGGCGGGGCUGCCUCGUCUGCGGGCGGGGCCGGGGGGAUGCGGAGGACAAAAAGGGCGGGCUCUCCAGAGUUGUCCGGGAACGGCAGUUUUGGCGGCGGUUGCCAGAAGUAUUUGGAGGAGAUGUGGGGGUGAAUCCCACAGUUGAAUCUCCCAACUGAUGCAUUGGAAAACAAACAAAAGGGAAACUGCCCAACCGCAUUUCACAGGCGAAAAGCUGCCAGGAGAUCACAGGUUGUCAGGCACAUUACCGCUCAUGCUCCUCUUUUUCUGUCCAUAUUAAUUGCCGGGCUGGAAAGUCUGCGAACAGGAACGGUGACGCGCCACGUGUCGCAAAUGGCAGCAACUCUUUUUGUUUUUGUCUUGCAGAGUGGGGCCAAAUUGGGUUUACAUAGAAAAAGAACAAACAAGCGAUGAAGGGGAAAAAAGGAAAAAGGGGACGAAAAAGAGAGCGAUGCUGUUUGAUUUAGAUGGGUAUGAAAAUUUUAUGCCGUUUGCUGGCUAAAUUCAAGUUUAUAUCAAGACCACGUGGUGUCGUAAAUAUGGUUAUGAAAUUCGAUGUAAAAAUUCCCUUAAUUUAAGAAAUAAGAUUCAAUUAAUUUGAUUUGAGCCA
Eucalyptus grandis is the source of this 1927-nucleotide messenger RNA. RefSeq lists its product as uncharacterized. Lineage: Eukaryota; Viridiplantae; Streptophyta; Magnoliopsida; Myrtales; Myrtaceae. The transcript is spliced from 4 exons. Bases 76 to 1449 code for a protein of 457 amino acids. The record is from RefSeq and is a predicted model, not a curated record.